AAAAAUCAUACAGCGCUUAAAACGUUAUACUAAAUAAAAUAAUAAUAAUAAAAAAUUCCAGUCGAUAGCGUUAUGAGGAUAGAUAAUGGGCCAAUCAGAAACACAGAAGGGUUGAAUCAGUUAGGGAACGGCGACCAAUCAGAAACGGGAGAGGGCGGAGCUAAGAGGGGAAUUUGGUCAUUUCCUGGUUACAGUCAAGCGCUUGCAGAAUGAACGUGGGCGUGGCUCACAGCGAGGUGAACCCCAACACGCGGGUGAUGAACAGCAGAGGGAUUUGGCUCACCUACCUGCUGCUGACCGUCGUCUUACACAUCGUCUUACUGAGCAUCCCGUUCCUCAGCGUGCCAAUCGUGUGGACCUUAACCAAUGUCAUUCACAAUCUGGCCAUGUACGUGUUCCUUCACACGGUAAAGGGGACUCCGUUCGAGACACCAGACCAGGGAAAAGCCCGCCUGCUUACUCACUGGGAACAAAUGGAUUACGGCAUCCAGUUCACAUCAUCAAGAAAAUUCCUCACCAUUUCACCCAUAGUGCUGUACAUCCUGGCCAGCUUUUACACCAAAUACGAUGCCACCCACUUCCUGAUCAACACAAGCUCCCUUCUUAGUGUCCUUCUGCCCAAGUUGCCUCAGUUCCAUAAAGUGCGUCUGUUUGGUAUCAAUAAAUACUGAAGCAGAGUUCAGAGCGGUCAUCGAGAGGCAAAGGGAACAGGAGCGAAGAAAACGUCCGUCUCUUGGUUUAACGCCUCCUCUUAAUACAAGUUAUGGAAGUGACCUCGACGUCUUGCACUGUAUCGAAAAGGACUUGCGGCAGUGCACUGGUGUUUGAAUUGGAUAUUAUUUUCUCCCGUCUUUUUUUUUUUUUUUUUUUAAUUUCACUGGAAAUGCAUUCCAGACUAUGUAUGAAUUCACUUCGAGGGCAGGUGAGGAUUAUAUUUAUUUAUUCAUUUUGUAGUAACCUUUAUGCAAAAAGACUUAAGUGAGGCAGAAUUCAGGAAAGGAGCUGACCGAGUUUCCGUCAAGCGUCUAUGAAUAAGGGAAAAAGUUGUAGGAAUGAUAAAAAAAAAAAAAAACUACAAACAUGGAUUGGGGGUAAAAGUUAGUGCACCCCAACCCCCCCCCCCCAAUGAUUAAAGACAAUCGUAGAAAUCUGACUUCAGUAACAGCGAUGCACAAUAAUAGAGUAAUAUAUGUAACUAUAAGAAAUCUAGGUUAUCAGUCAGCUAACCAGGUACCAAUAUGACCAAAGCACACUGUAGAUAUAAAUAAACACACGUCUGUGUGUCUGGACUGACAUUUGCUCUCAUAGGAGUUGAGUGUAGAGGUAUGUAUCGGGCCUGGGAUCCAGACCUGCCAGUUUCAGUUAAUGCUUUAUCCUAGUCGUGGUUUAAGUUACAAAUAUGUUUAUAUUUUGCCAAACAGGACCAAUUGAGUUUGUUAGAAAAUAUCACAGGUAUGUGCAAACAAGCGGGAUUGGUCGAUUCUUUUAGACAGCGUGGAAUUGGUCAAAAUUUCUGUGGGAGCGGGCGAGUUUAGUCAGACUGUCUGUAGGCACAGGUGGGAUUGGUUUGAAUUCUUCUGGGAGUAAAUAGGAUUGGUUAGAUGGGUUGAAUUUUCUGCUGGAGCGAGCAAGAUCGGCGAGGACACACUUCAGGAACGGGCGCGAUCGAGUGAACUUUCUGUGGACGUGGACACGCACGAUUGGUCAGAAAUUUUUGCAGGAGUGGCCGGAAUCGGUCCGGAUUCUUUUGGGAACGGGCAGGAUUGGUGUAAAUGAUCGAGAGUGGGCAGGAUUAUUUCGGCGCGGCCGGGAUCAGUCAGAAUUCUUUGGGAAGCCGGAGAGAGUGGGGAGAAUUCCUUCAGAAGUGAGCAGGAUCGCCGAUCAUUAAACAGUCUAGUUUUAGACCUGCUUUCACCGGACACCUUUCACCCGCUGGUUAUAGUGAUCAGGAUACUGCGCAGUCCCAGUCUGAGCUUUGAGCGAUGAAAGGCCCGCUGCAGGCGGCGUGUGCUUUUUAUUAAAAUACGAAGUAUGCCGUCUCGAUCACUGCUGUCCGGUUCCACAUUCCCGAACCUGAUUUCUCUCCCUCCCGAAAAGCCUGUUCGAUAGCAAACCAAAAUGAUUGUGUUGCAAUAAAUAUUCGAUUAUCAGAAGUGAUGAAUUAAUGCGUUAAUCAGCCUUUUUACCCCCCCCCUCCCUCCCCCUCCCCCUCCCCCUCCCCACCACCACCACCACCAUCAGUGGUAUCCAUUUAAGCAAACUCUCACCUCUGGAAACCUGCCUCGUCUCGUGUUUUUCAUUUACCGACUUCUUUUAUAUGUAUAAAUUGUCACAUGUAUUUCAUUUCCUAUAGUCUAGAGUCUGUCAUUGCACUGCAUUGCAAAACAUGUAUUUUCGUUAGCUACGUGUGAUAUUUAUGCAGGCUGCUGAGGUCUUUAAAAGGUGAACGACUCGGUUAGUAGCACAUUACUCGUCAAAAGGUCCGGUUUUGAGUCUCGGUCGUAAUUCUGAAGCAUGUUAUCGCGGGAAUGAUCGCAUGCCGUCGAAUAAACAGUAACCGGAAUUCCUAAACAAUUUUAAAAACACUUCUCUGCGUUGUAUCAUAUUUUACAGCUGCAGGUCUUAAUGAACGAAAGAAGAAGAGAAAAAAAAAACUGGGUGGCGUACUGUAUUUAUUUUUGGAUACUAUAGAAUGCGUUUUUUUUUUUUUUUUGUAGCCACGAGUGAUGAUCGUGAUAAAUGAUCCUUGUUCACCCGUCUGUGUUUUCACAUUUAGAGAUGAUGAUUAUUAAUAUUUCAUUUCUUGGUUAGUUUAUAUAACAGGCUCAAGUGUGGGCAAUGAAUGAUGUACUGUACAUGUACUGUCGAUUAUAAAAUUCCUCAUAUAAUAACAGAACUUGUCUGUUUUCUAUUGUUAAUAAUGUAAAAGAGUGAUUUAUUUUUUUUUCUAACUUAAAAUGAUAAAUAUCGAUCAACUGCAGGAAGGGACAAUUUAAAAUGCAAUAAACCUAAAGUUCUGAUUGUUUUAUGAGAGAACUACUAACCGCUUACAUGUGUCAUAAUGUGGAAAAUGGUACUCAUAAUGAGUACCUUGUAUAUUUGGUACAGUCAUAUUAACAAGCUGCAUGUUAACAAGGGAAUCCUCCCUGAUCAUUGACCUCAAAGGGAACCUCUUGUACAAACAGGAAGUAGGCGUUAUCAAACACCAGGAGGAAACCCAAUACACGCCCACCUUCUCUACAUUACUCAGAUCUGUGGUCCAUCAGUGGGGGAGUACACAUGUGCUGCUGGAUUACCUGUGUAGG
Molecule: messenger RNA, 3305 nt
Organism: Ictalurus furcatus (blue catfish)
Lineage: Eukaryota; Metazoa; Chordata; Actinopteri; Siluriformes; Ictaluridae
Gene: ormdl2
Product: ORMDL sphingolipid biosynthesis regulator 2
Exons: 4
Coding region: 210-671 (153 amino acids)
Biological process (GO): ceramide metabolic process; negative regulation of ceramide biosynthetic process; intracellular sphingolipid homeostasis
Cellular component (GO): endoplasmic reticulum membrane
Source: RefSeq, a predicted model, not a curated record